Messenger RNA from Telopea speciosissima, 1466 nucleotides. Its product is annotated as bZIP transcription factor 12-like. The transcript is spliced from 4 exons. Gene Ontology annotation, cellular component: nucleus. Gene Ontology annotation, molecular function: DNA-binding transcription factor activity. The record is from RefSeq and is a predicted model, not a curated record. NCBI's taxonomy places the organism in Eukaryota, Viridiplantae, Streptophyta, Magnoliopsida, Proteales, Proteaceae. The coding region runs from base 293 to 1171 and encodes 292 amino acids. Gene Ontology annotation, biological process: positive regulation of DNA-templated transcription.
UGACUCCCCUUAUUUUAUACCAUUUAUAGCAAAAAAAAAAAAUCCCACGAAACCACUUUUCAAAACCCACUCCACAUCCCAAAACCACCUUUCUAGAACCCCCGCUCCCUGUUUUCUGGUAUUCGGUAUUUCCUCUUUCUCUCUCUUUUCCUUCUCUUAUAUCUCUUGUAUUCAAUUUUAAACCGUUUCUGUUUGCGAGAGUCACGCCCUUAGAGGUGAAGAAGGAGAUUAGCUAGUUUUUUCCUAAAGAAGCUUAAAACUAAAAUCUUAAAAACCCUAGAAAUCCGCGGAGAUGGCGUCGUCGAAGGUGAUGGCGUCUGCAAGUUCGGCGAAUUCGGAUCUGGCGCGGCAGUCUUCAAUAUAUUCGCUAACAGUCUCUGAGCUUCAGAAUGAUCAGAGUAAGAAUUUUGGAUCUAUGAACAUGGACGAGCUUCUUAAAAACAUUUACGGUGAUAAUCCCUCGGCGGCUGAGAUCAUUCCGAACGCUGCUACCGGCGCCACCAAUGAAGAUGGCGAAUCGAACGGUGGCAUUCCAAAUGUGAGCAACCGGUCGGUUGAAGACGUAUGGAAAGAUAUUAUAGCCAGUGCGGGUGGCGCUAGCGGUGAUAGGAAAUUAAGAGCUGUAAGUGAUGCUCAGUUUUAUAAGGACACAGCGUAUGAGGAGAUGACUCUUGAGGAUUUUCUGGCGAAAGCUGGAGCAGUUAGAGAGGAAGAUGUGAGGGUAACGCAAGCCGCCGGGCCGGCGCAAGGUGUGUUUUCUUCGGAUCCAAUGUUGAAUAAUCGGUUUCAGCAACAGGCACAACAGCAACCACAGCAGCCGCAGAUUGAUGGAUCAGUUGUUGUGUUUGGAAAUGGAGUCGAGGGAACGGGAGUAAUAAGGGGGAAAAGGCGAGUGGUGGAGGAGCCGGUUGAUAAGGUUGCGCAGCAGAGACAGAGGAGGAUGAUUAAGAACAGAGAAUCUGCGGCUAGGUCGAGGGAACGGAAGCAGGCCUACACUACUGAGCUUGAGUCUCUAGUGUCACAGCUGGAAGAGGAGAACGCGACACUUUUGAAAGAGCAGAAAGAGGAGAAAAAGAAGAGGCUUAAGCAGCUCAUGGAAAAUGUGAUCCCAGUACUGGAGAAGCGUAGACCUCCAUGUGCUCUUCGGAGAGUUCGUUCUAUGCAAUGGUAGGAGUGAGCAUUACAAGGAUUAACAUACAUGGAACCUUCUAAUGCGAAUAACUCCCCGAAGGUAUAGGAGGCUAACACCUGUAAGAGAUCAAUGUCUUUCUUUUUUAGAAAUUAUUUUACAUGUCAGGUAUGUUCCUCCACUGUGUAUAAAGAGAAAAAAAAACUUUUGAGGGUGUUCAACAUGAGAUUUGGAAGGCAAUUUCAUUGAAGCUGGAAUGAGGUGUUCUUUUAUUAUCUGUGUGUAUUGUUCCAAAGCUGCGAACGUAUCAGAGGUGUCAUGUGUUGUCGAGGUUAAG